GAAUCAUACCGCAAAAAGUGGUCUUUUUGGCAGAUUUUGCCACGUUUUUUCAUCCAUUUUCACGCGUUUCGCGCACUAAAAAUUGCAGUUCGGGGCGACAUUUUUUGCCCUCGUCUGUGGGCGAUCGCUGUGGUGGCGAUCCUUUGGAGGCAAGCCAGGGGAGGCAGCCAGAGGCCUACCCAAGGGGCCCGAGACGGCCCAAAAUAAAGGGCCCAGUCCUUGGGCAUUUGCUGCGAAUAACGGGUCCGACAUCAUCCGGGAACCCGAACAAACAUUCUCCGCUCCAGAAGAUCCCGAUUUGAUUGGCGUCCACGUGACCAUGGCAAAAAGCCUUCCAUCGAUCCUGCAACACGGGUUACUUCCGGGCGGGCUCGGCCCGGGGGAAACCGGUAAUUACGACCUGGAAGGGCUGGGUAUGACUUCCGCCUCUUCUACUACGCGUCCACAUCGCGAUGAAAACGGAGAUGUUGACAACUUAGAGGUUCAUGACAAGGAUCCGCCCGAUGAUCAUCCGACGGUCGAAAAUUCCGACGAACGGAAGCGCCAGUUUUCCUAUCGGGCGGCAAAUCGUCUGGUGUUCUACGAACGCUUGGGAUUUCCCGACGGAGACGCCUGGCGAGCGGAAAUGCCGCUGCUCUACUCCACAAUGUUGUGCGAGAAGGGGUUUACGCCCCUAAUGCUCCGGUUCCGGACACUAGCAAAACGGAAGCUUUUUGGCCUGAAGGAAACGGUGCUGCCGAUGGAGGUCACGCAUUUUCGCGGAAGGAAAGUCGAAGAUCAUCAUGCGCGGGUGGGGACAUCAAGACCAGCUUCGGCUUCGACAUCGACUUCAUCUAAAAAGGUUAUUAUUACUUCUGAAGAGGGCCUUGCAGUCGUCGAAACCCCCUAUGAGUGGAUUCCGCUGCGGCACGGGACGUGCGCGUAUGAAGUCGAGGUGGCGGGUGCAAUUCCGCUCGGAAAUCAUAGUUCUUUCAAUUACAAUUCUAGUACUGUACCCCGUCCGCCCGGCGCGCUGCACCAGGACAACCCCGACGCAGAUGACGUGGCAAGAACGGCGAUGUGUCCCUUGAUGCACGUUGUGGAAACUUGCCGCAGUCCAACAUCAGCAAGGGUGAGGCCGCAACAAUGGAGGAGAAGGGCCGCGAGCAGUUCUCGGAGGAAAAGAAAAAGUAUGUUGGCGUCAACAUCUCCUACUUCGGUAUCUUUAUCCUCCGGUGAUGUGGUCGAAGAUGCGCCGCAUGUUGAAAAAAACUACUACGAGGUUGGGCACGUAGCGCCGGAAAGAGCUGGACUGCGGGCGGGGGAGGACUACUACUUUGCUGAAGCUUCAGCUUCAGGCAAGAAGUUCUAUUAGAGCGAUGUCGACGUCGCCUGGGUGCUGCUGAUAAAGACGAGACAAACUCAAGCAGCCUCCGCAGCUGCAUUUAAAUGGAGUAUUUUUCAAACGUGAAGAUGUAGAGGUCGUGGUCGAGGAGCAUUACGUUUCCCAAAUAGUAUUUUAUGACUAUUAGUUUAAGCUUAAGGACAUCGUAUGAUACUGUGUGAGCC
This is a messenger RNA of Amoebophrya sp. A120, 1548 nucleotides long. The record is from the annotation of a GenBank genome assembly. Lineage: Eukaryota; Dinophyceae; Syndiniales; Amoebophryaceae.